AUGUCCCAACAGAACAAUUUUUUCGAUCCUCGUUCGAACCUUGAUGCAUUUAUCCAACAAUCAUCGGCCAAUCCAAAUGCGAAUACUCAAUACAAUAAUGAUCUUGUUUGGACCAGAAGUUUAAGAUCUGAUCAAUCCAAUUAUGGCCACUUUGGAAACUUAACAGGGUCAUCAUCAAGAACACAGAAUCUUGUAAAUUCCCAAGGACCCAACACUACACAGCAGGGCCCGGGCCAGUUCCCAAACGCACAAUCCGUACAGUUGCCAGCACAUGCUGGUUCAGAACAAUUUGAUCAACAACCCAACAGUGCAACCAAGAAUCCUAAGAAACGGCCGAGAGCUUCACGGCGGGCGCCCACGACGGUGCUGACGACUGACACCACAAAUUUCAGGCAAAUGGUGCAGGAAUUUACGGGCAUCCCGGCAGCUCCAUUUUCAGGUCCGCCGUAUUCACGGCGGCUUGAUCUCCUCUCCACUGUGAGGUCCGGUCAUUUGGAUACACUUGGAUCCCUGUAUCCUCUUCGACCAUCAUCCCAAAAGGUACAACCAUCCCCAUUUCUACCAUCAUCUUCUUCUCCCUUGUUCAACUCUACUAUGAUUGAUGCUAUAGUGUCCAGUACAAAUAUUUCCACCGCAAAUGUUGGCUCUUUGAAUUCGAAUAAUUUCCAACUACCCUCUGAUCUUGGCCUAAUUCCAAAACAACCCCACAAUUUAUUGAAUUUGCAAAAUCAGACUCUUCAACUUCAGCCUCUCCUGCAUUCUCCACUUAAGAAUCAAUUAGGACCGGCUUUUGGUACUUUGGAACUGAGCCAUGAUCAACAAGUUGAAGGUAAUCUCAGUGGAUUUCCAAAUUUAGAAGGUACUUCUGCUGCUGCACAAGGAAGGACUGAAGGGAAUAUACAAGAAAAUAUGGGAACUUUUGGUGGAAAUAUUACUUCAGAAUUUCAUUCUGAUAAAGGACUUGAAAAUGUUUCUUCAGCUGGCGAUGGUACGGUGAGUUCAUGGAUUUGUCCUUCUGAUUAA
Messenger RNA from Fraxinus pennsylvanica, 1023 nucleotides. Lineage: Eukaryota; Viridiplantae; Streptophyta; Magnoliopsida; Lamiales; Oleaceae. The record is from the annotation of a GenBank genome assembly.